Messenger RNA from Coffea arabica (coffee), 1485 nucleotides. The record is from RefSeq and is a predicted model, not a curated record. NCBI's taxonomy places the organism in Eukaryota, Viridiplantae, Streptophyta, Magnoliopsida, Gentianales, Rubiaceae.
AUGCAAUACCAAUGGAAAGAGAUUCAAGAAAAUUUAAAAUAUGGAGAAUCGGCACAGGAAAGGCCAGAUCUGGUUUCUAGGGUGUUUAGAGCAAAGUUUGAGAUGCUCAAGGCUGAAAUACUUAAGAAAAAAAUAUUCGGUGAAGUUGCAGCGUGCGUUCAUGUAAUUGAAUUCCAGAAAAGAGGCCUUCCCCAUGCUCACAUACUCUUGAUUCUUAAGCCUGAAUAUAAGCUGUUAAGUCCAGAAGCUUAUGACCGAAUUGUUUCUGCUGAGAUCCCAGAUCCGGAUAGCCAAAAAUAUUUAUACUCUCUUGUUGUCAGGCAUAUGAUGCAUGGCCCUUGUGGACAGUUGAAGCCUGAUAAUGUUUGCAUGAAAAAUGGGUUUUGCAAGAACCAUUUUCCAAAAGAUUACUGUGACUUCACUAUCCAUUCAGAAGAUUCCUAUCCACAUUAUAGACGUCGAAGGAAUGGUCCAACUGUAAGAGUGCGCAAACAGUUAUUAGAUAACCGCUGGGUUGUCCCGUAUAAUCCUUACCUUCUUGCGCUGUUUGAUUGCCACAUGAAUGUUGAGGUUUGCUCAACUGUCAAGCUGGUCAAGUAUUUAUACAAAUAUGUCUACAAGGCCAUGACCGUGCUGCUACUGUCUCAUGUUCGUUCUCCCAAAUCCUUUAAGGAUCUUUUGACUAUUAAUGGCAAGCUUGCAUUAUCGUAUAGAGAGGCUGCCUUUCAGAUGGGUCUUCUCCAAUCUGAUACUCAUGUAGAGGACACUCUUGAUGAUGCAGUGGCAUUUCAAAUGCCAUAUUCACUGAGGACUUUAUUUGCAAUUUUGUUGGUUUACUGCUCGCCCAGUGAUCCAAAGUCAUUGUGGGAAAAAUAUGAGGCUGCCCUGUCUUCUGAUUUUGAAAGAAAUAAAGAUCUUUCUGGUUACGAUUCAGAAGAAGUUAGGAGGCGUGUUCUGCAAGAUAUUAAUAAAAUGUUGGAACAAAUGGGAAAAAAUGUUGGUGAUUACCAUCUUGUGCCUGACAACUUUCACCUUGCUCCUGAUGAACAGGGAGUAAAAGUUUUUUUGUUGACGGCGCCUGGUGGAACAGGAAAGACAUUCCUUUAUCGUUCCAUUCUUGCAACGCUCAGGUCUCGUGGUCUCAUAGCAAUAGCUGUUGCUUCGUCUGGUGUGGCUGCUUCUAUUCUUCCGGGAGGCCGGACUGCGCACUCGCGCUUUAAAAUUCCUUUGGAUGUGUCCGCAAACAAAAUUUGCCAGAUUAGCAAACAAAGCUCUGUUGCAAGGCUGAUCACGCUUGCUAAGCUAAUUCUCUGGGAUGAAGCAUCCAUGACUAAAAAAGAUACUGUUGAAGCAUUUGACUUGUUACUAAAGGAUGUCAUGGAUUCUAAUAAACCUUUUGGAGAAAAUAACUUUAGAGGAGAAUAUGCGCGCUAUUUCAGAUCCCCAAUACUCAGAGUUUCUUUUGAGAGUAGGAGAGGGACAUGA